Molecule: messenger RNA, 648 nt
Organism: Aspergillus ochraceoroseus IBT 24754
Lineage: Eukaryota; Fungi; Ascomycota; Eurotiomycetes; Eurotiales; Aspergillaceae
Exons: 4
Coding region: 1-648 (215 amino acids)
Source: RefSeq, a predicted model, not a curated record
AUGCGCUGGCCCCAUUGGCCUUGGUUUCUCAUUCUGACUCUCCAAUCGUUGACACUAUCGUGGCGCACCUACAUACCUAUCUAUUACCCCAAAAAAAAAAAAAAAAAAAAAAAACAUGCCCCCAAAACAUACCGGCCAAAACACUACCGAUGGCCCGAAAUCCAACUCAACGUUUGGAUCCUCACUGUGCUCGCCUCCUCGGCCAUCUGUCUCGGGAUCUUCGCUUGGUUUAUUGAUGUCCAGUCGAACCUAGAUUUAGGUAUCCCAUGGCUAUUCCCAUUCAUGGUCGUCUCCGGUAGCCUCGGCAUCUUCUUCAUUGUCUUCGUGCUCGUGCUCGCCGCGCAGGGAUUUCUCCUCCCCGGAAUCAUCAUCCUGGGCAGCUUCAUCCUCUUCGUCCUCUGGUUAACAGGGCUCAUUGAAACGUCCUUGCAAAUGUAUGGCGUCGCCGCCAACGUCAACGAUAACUGCCAGAUCUGGGUUUACGAUAAUAAGAUCGGCGGCGAUAAUAUUAAUACAAUGGCUUGGAUUGCGCAGAAUAAUAUAUGUAACUGCUGGCGAACAGCCUUUGCUUUUGAACUGGUGAAUACAGUGUUCUUCUUCUGGAUGAUAAUUUUAGCUUGGAAGGUGCAUCAGGAUGUGAAUCAUUGA